Messenger RNA from Pecten maximus, 1573 nucleotides. Its product is annotated as urease accessory protein F-like. The coding region runs from base 366 to 1022 and encodes 218 amino acids. The record is from RefSeq and is a predicted model, not a curated record. The transcript has 7 exons. NCBI's taxonomy places the organism in Eukaryota, Metazoa, Mollusca, Bivalvia, Pectinida, Pectinidae. Gene Ontology annotation, molecular function: nickel cation binding.
CUAACGACAGUAACGUAACGUUGCAGACUGACCUCGUGGCUUACAUGUAGCCUGUAGGUGACCAGAUGAGAGUUUUUUGUUUGUUUAAAUAGUUCUAUACGCCUCUGUGGAAAGGAAAUGGUAAACCCGAAUCUAUGUGCCAUCAGUGUGUCUUAUCACAGGGGCGUGAGAAUUAGGAUAAAGUAUCAACACCAAAAGAGGUUUAGUGGGCCUGUAUCAAUCACCAUUAAGAUGAUUUCUUUGCAAUUUUCCUCCAAUUUGCCAAGGAGGCCCUUCGUCUGUAGUAAGUAUGUCAUCAGUAUAUAACCAAUCCUAGAUUGCUAUAUUUUUUGAGAAGUUUUAAUUAGACUGAUCAAAUCAACAAAAUGGCCAACAGGCAGCCAUCUUGGAUUUUGACUGUUUUUCCGACAGGUGGAUUUGCUCAUAGUUUGGGACUAGAAACAGCUGUAAGACAGAAAAUAUUGAAGACACCAGAAGAACUUAGAGAUUAUAUACUGGGUUCCUUGGAAAACUCUGGAUCGUUUUGCCUGCCAUUUGUAAGAGAGGCUCAUGAUGUUUGCUGGGACAAAGAAAAAUUGAUAGAACUUGACAAUUUGUGUGAAGCCUGCACCACAAACCAUGUAGCUAACAGGGCGAGUGUCAGACAGGGACGGUCACUACUGGACACCAGUAGCCAGGCAUUUCGUGUGGAACAAAUCCUGGAGUUGAAGGGGUCACUCGAGUACUGUCAUCAUCCUGUGGUGUUUGGCUGUGUGUGUGGAGCCAUGGGGAUCGACCUACUCACCACACUCACAACCUACCUCUUUAACUCUCUACGCACUGUCAUUGCUGCAGCUGUCAGACUAGACCAGAUUGGAGCAAUCAAGGCACAAGUUGUACAAACAGAACUUCAGUCAAGAAUUCCAGAAAUCCUUGAACGACACAUGAGUCGCAGUACGGAUGAUGCCUGUCUACUUUAUCCCCUGGUGGACGUCUUCCAGAACACGCAUGAUACCAUGUUCUCCAAACUCUUCUACAGCUGAUUAUGACUCGUCUACAUCAAACCGUCUCCUGAGAAGACAUAUUAUCAGGUCAAGGUCACUGUUUCUGGUAUGGCAGUCAAGGUCACAGUUACUGGUAUGGCAAUCAAGGUCACUGUUACUGGUCACUGUUACUGGUAUGGCAGUCAAGGAGAUGACUUUCAAACACAGGAAAUUAAAGAAGUUGUGUUGUGCGACUUUAUGAUCUAAUUCUCUCACUAUCUGUUUUAAAUGAGAAACAAGUUCAAUAUUUUUUUAUGUCAGAAGCUUAAACAAGUGACUUAUAAAUUUAUUUAACAAGUCUAAUUAAUUCUAUAUUUCAUUGACUCAAGUAUUAGAUUCUAUUUAUCAUGCAACUCAUAUUCAUGAGAAAUAUAUGAAAACUUAAAUUUAUUUUCCUAUACAAUUGGCUGAUUUCGAUUUGAAUAGUACUACUUUAUAAUUAUUUAUAUACAAAUAAUGCAUUAUAUCUAAAGAUGGUCUAAUAUAAAUUCUAUGAAAAAUAUUUUUAUAUGCUUACAGAUUUAUUAUUAAAAACGAUACGAUACUCAUGA